Messenger RNA from Plectropomus leopardus (leopard coralgrouper), 1481 nucleotides. RefSeq names its product opsin 8, group member c (gene opn8c). The record is from RefSeq and is a predicted model, not a curated record. NCBI's taxonomy places the organism in Eukaryota, Metazoa, Chordata, Actinopteri, Perciformes, Serranidae. Gene Ontology annotation, molecular function: G protein-coupled receptor activity. Gene Ontology annotation, biological process: G protein-coupled receptor signaling pathway. Gene Ontology annotation, cellular component: membrane.
AAUUAUAUUAACCGUCUUUCUUGCUGAGCUAUAGCUAACAGCAGUUUGCAUCUUGGAGUUUCUGUUGACCAUCGAUGGACUCAGCUGAAGCUGGAUCCAUCAGACCCCACGUGCGGCGCUUCUCAUGGAGCAGGUCAGCUCGUGCUGUAAGUUACCAUGGCGACACCACAGCCUGUAUAAAAGUCAGCCUCCGUGCAUACACCUCGCUCUGUGAAUCCGGAUUUUACCCGUAGCAGCGACACCUAAACCAGCUCCAACCAAUGACUCUGAACUCCUCUGAUGACAACCGGACCAUCUCUGCCUUCACCUCCAAACUGACCCCCGCUGCUGACAUAUGUGUGGGACUGGCCAUCCUCACCGUCGUUCUGCUCUCUGUUCUGGGCAAUGGGCUGGUUCUGGUGAUUUGCUACCGCAGAAGGAAGAAGAUGGUGGGUUCGGAGCUGCUGUGCGUCAACCUGGCCGUGGUCGACUUCCUCUGCUGCAUCUGCUUCUACCCACUCUCCAUCCUGUCCUCCUUCCACCACACUUGGCUGGGAGAGGACAUCACGUGUGUUUAUUACGGCCUCGGCUGCUACAUCUUCGGGCUGUGUGGCAUGUUUACCAUCACUGCCAUCAGCAUCAUCCGCUACCUGAAGACGUGCUACAGCCUGGUUUAUGCUGUGUGGCUGGAAGGAACUAACCUCCGGAUAGUGUGCUGUGCCAUCUGGCUGGUGGCCGCUGUGUGGUCCAGCUUCCCUCUGUUCGGCUGGGGUGAGUACGUCCCUGAGCCUUAUGGACUGUCCUGCACCAUCGCCUGGAGAGGUUAUCACACCUCAGCAAAGGACGCCUUCUAUGUUAUCUGCUCCUUCGCCUGCUUCACGAUGGUUCCUGUCCUCCUCAUCGUGGUGUCCCAGUGUCAGAUCCUCUACAAGCUGUCCCGCUUCUCGUACUCACUGUCUGCGAGGGGUAUCCGCAACAAUCUGAGAUACACUGAAAAACGACUCUCUGUGAUGUUUUUCUGCAUCAGCCUGGGCUUUGUGAUCGCCUGGGCGCCGUACGCUGUUGUGUCCUUCCUCUUCAUUUUCCACAAGGAGAGCCACUACAUGGCCCCUGAGGGCUUCGUGUUCCCUGCCCUCUUCGCCAAAAGCUCCCACGUCUACAACCCAUUCAUCUACUUCUACUUCAACAAGACUUUUCAGCAAGAGCUUCGCUGCCUGCUUCUCUCUCUGUGGCCAAAGCUCGGAGGAAACCGAGUGGGCAUCCACAUCGCCUCAGGCAACCAACAUCCCAUCCACAUUCAGCUCCAAGAAAGAGGCAUUGUGCAAAAAAAGACCUCUGAUUUGUCUCAGGACAGAACACACAGCAAGAGCAAAGUGAUGCCCCCCAGUAGCAACCGUGUCCUCAGCAGGCCGGUGUACACCUGCUGGGCGUCCACGUCGAGGAACACCCCCAACAUCUUGGAUAGUAAACGUACCAAAGGCUCCCUGCCCGUCUCCAUAUGA